AUGGAAGACGCAAGAUCUAAAUUCGCAAUCCACGAGGCCUGCCGCGAAGGUCAAACUUCCCGAGUAGAAUCACUCCUCUCCGCAAACCCUAAGCUCGCCUCUGUCCGCGAUGAUGACGACCGCCUUCCCAUCCAUUGGGCAGUCUCGUACAAUCACCUACCCAUCGUCCAACUACUUGUCCAAACCAAAUCCUUCGAUCCCGAUGCCGUCGACGGCUCAGGCUGGACGCCCCUCAUGAUGGCCUGCUCGCGCAAGGAAGCCGAUGCCAUCGUCUCUCUCCUCAUUUCGAAAGAUGCCGACGUAAACGCGAAGAACAACAACGGUCAGACAGCUCUGCACUUCUGCGCCAGCAAGAACAACCUGGACAUCGCGAGGACGUUGCUGAAAGAGAAGGCGACUGCGAGAGUGAAGGACAAGAGGGGCCAAUUGCCACUGCACAGAGCAGCAGCCAUAGGCAGCGUUCCCAUGGUCAAGGAGCUAUUAGGUGCUGGCAAGAGCCCUCUGAACGCAACGGAUGCGGAUGGCAUGACAGCGCUGCAUCAUGCCAUUGCCGAAGGACAUGGCGAUGCGGCGCUGUUGCUGCUCACGAGUGGUGCUGAUUUCGACAAGAAAGAUGCGAACGAUCAAGUGGCGCUGGAUCUGGUGCCUGAUGAGAAAACGAGGAAGUUCAUAUUGCAGGCGGCUGAACGGGAGGGCAUUGAUCUGAUAUAG
This is a messenger RNA of Didymosphaeria variabile, 711 nucleotides long. RefSeq names its product putative ankyrin-repeat protein (gene NAS6). The transcript has 2 exons. NCBI's taxonomy places the organism in Eukaryota, Fungi, Ascomycota, Dothideomycetes, Pleosporales, Didymosphaeriaceae. Bases 1 to 711 code for a protein of 236 amino acids. The record is from RefSeq and is a predicted model, not a curated record. Gene Ontology annotation, molecular function: protein binding. Gene Ontology annotation, cellular component: cytoplasm; nucleus.